This is a messenger RNA of Paramacrobiotus metropolitanus, 3094 nucleotides long. RefSeq lists its product as uncharacterized. NCBI's taxonomy places the organism in Eukaryota, Metazoa, Tardigrada, Eutardigrada, Parachela, Macrobiotidae. The record is from RefSeq and is a predicted model, not a curated record.
ACACAGCCCGACUGCAAUCAUUACAUUCGAGCAAGUACAAAUUGGUCAAUCUCGGUUUUACAUGUACAAAACUUACCGCAUAUCAUGUGGCUCACUGCAUAUUUCGAAGAACUAUGAAAACAUUUCCUUUACCAAAUAGCGUUAAUCCUGUCUUUUACCGAACUGCAAUUAUUCCCAGAAAGACAAAUAUCUUGAUAGCUGGAUUACGAUACUAACAUUUUCACAAUAUCCUGGAAUAUUAUUAUCGUUGUACUGACCGGCUUCCCCGCAAAAUUUGCUCUAUGUACAACACACCGAGACGAUGAUUCUUUCAGUCAGAGCCUCGCAGCUCUACCACACCCUCCUUAUAUCGUGUUGUACAAUCAUCAUCCACACGGCACUCUUCGCCGACGGACAGGUGACAUGGAGACGGGUGAUAUGGCGCAAUGAGCCCGUUAGUUAUCCCGAUGAGUUCCCUGUCGCACCCAAGCAGCUAUCGGUGAAAAUCGAGAUGGUCCUGCCGGAAGACAAACUGGUGGAGAGUUACAUGUUCUGGGAUGAGGAGCUGAAUCUGACACGUUAUGAUUUUGCACUGGGUCGCAUUAUGGCGCCCUUUAAUAUGACACGGCCGAUGAAAACGAUCCACGAUUUCGGCAACGGUAUUGCAUUUUUCAUUGACGGAACACUGACCAACUGUUCGAUGUAUCCAUUGGGAUACCUGCUAACCGACCAGAACGCAACAAAUACCCCCGACUUCCGCUAUCCGCGUCGCUACAUUUCAUCUGGCAAUAUUACACUGCACCACUUGUUGCGCACUAUCCAUCCCAAGCAGCUCUUCUCCAUGGACAACAGCACGCGAGUUUUAAAUAAAACCACGGAAAUCAUUCGGGGAAUACCAUGCGACGUCUGGGAGGUCACGGUGGAUAAGUACUACGUACCCGGUUACGGCGUGGUCAAGACAUUCCACCGCCUGUACUAUAUGUCCAAGGAGUUCGCACGCUAUCUGGUCGGUGAAGUGCCCUACCGCAUUCCCGUGCAGCGUGCCAUCUUUUUGGUGUCGUCCAUUGGGAGUCUGACCGCGCCGGCCCGUACACCGCGGAUUAUCUUAAAUUUCUUUGAUUUCACGGUGCCCACCGUGCCGACCGUCUACGAUUUUAGCAUCUCCAGCUGUAUUCCAAAAGGAAAACUGGAAACACGGGAAAGUAUUCAGAUUCGCUUUCCUGGCAAUUUUACCGGACUGCGGGCCGAUCAAUUCAUUCAACCUUUCCGGAAGAAGGUUUUGCAACGUAUCGUGAAAAUCGGGGAUAUCAGUCCUGUGCGCGCUAUAGGUAUGUAUUUCAGCCAGGACACCACCAGCAUGUACAUCACCGCCACUAUUUUGCCCCGCCCACCUGUCCUGCUGCAUUAUACGCUGAUCCAGAACGGUGUAGCGCAGAGCGUCACCCGGCUGCCCAACAGUGAGUUCUUCUCCUCGGCCCACGAGCAGCUCAGUAGUUGUGCCGCAAACUGCGACCGCCAGAACGACAACUGUAAUAAGUUCGGUUGGUGUGCCCGGCAAAACGGAGACGACAAGAGUUCAUUACGACGCUGCAUCCUUGCCUUCGAGAGUCCCCGUGUGGCACCCGCGCUGCCCGCACCGGGAUCGGAUUUGUUUGUUUGCGAUGUAUAUCAGCGAAUAAUUAAUUCAUCCACGUACGACGGAGGAGUGCUGGAAACGCUGUUCAAAGUUUUGGUGGACAUUCAAGCCGGAAAUUUUACGAUUAGUGUGGCCAACAAUGUGACUGGGGUCAAUGUUAGUGCGGAAGACAUGCGCACAGAUGUUUCUUUGCACGACGACAGUAUUACCCCGACAGCAACGGAUUCGAGAACAUCCUUUGAUUUCUACAAAGGUCACGCCAUGAUCGUUAAUGCGGGUGUUAAGGAUUCGUUUUCAAAAUUAUCCCCAGCUGAGUGCCGACAGCAUUGUCUGGAUGAGAAACGUUUCGUGUGUCAAUCCGUUGCCUCGUGUGCAUAUGGGGAUUGUGUCGUGUCCCAUUUACACGGAGAUGAACUGCUCAAUACCAUCAGCGGCAAACCCAGCAUCAGCGCACAUUCCCAUUGUGCCAUUUGGACGCGCACAUGGAAAGGCAUGUUCACCUUGGCUAGCUUACUCGUGCCCAAAUCGCCUCCAGAUAUGGUGAUAACCAGUGUGAGCAAUGAGGACACCUGUGCAAAAGAAUGUCUGUUUGGAAAUAUGACAUGUGAAUCGUUUUCGUUCUGUUCCACGAGCGUGCAAGCGGGUUCUGGUUCUACUGUCUCCAGUUUGUCCAUCGGUAGCAGCCGGAAAACCACCGGGAAAUUUCAACACGAAUGCCAGCUAUUUAAAAGUCACGCAUUCGACGUAAUGCACGACGAAAGGGAGUACAAACCGGGUUGCUGGCAUUUGAGCCGCAAUUAUGUCAAUGAUUUCGAAAUCGCGCCCGGAUAUGAACUGUUUAUUGCGGGUGAUACGGAAAUAAUUCAGCGCGAGAUUGAACCAGCUCUGGAGCGCUGGCAUUGCGCUCAGGAGUGCAUCCGUCAGCUGGGAGAUGAUGGAUGUUUGGCGUUUGAUAUCUGUGAUGAUCUGGCGGCCUUAACGGAUGACAUUAUUAGCGGAGCAGCUAAUUAUUCCGAUAUCGUGUCUUCCACGUCGGUGCGCUGUCGAUACAUCGUCAAUUUACUUGUUUCUGUAGGAAAAACAUACUUGGAUGGCACCAUGAUUAAUCCUAAAACUGUAGCGGCAACGAAUUCCAAGCGUGACGUUCCGUCAUUGCAAAUUCCACCGGAAAUGCGACAGACCCCGGGACUGCUCGUGGCGCCGAGUAAGCCUGGCUAUUCUAUAUCGGAAAUGGCCGGUCUGGCCGUAGGCAUGUUGAUCAUCGGCGUAGUAGCCACUUCCGUUUGCUUCGCACUGUGGCGCCGCUCGCCCAAUUCACCCGGGGUGACCUUUACGAGAGAUAUUCCAUUUGUUCGUUUUUCAUAAAGAUUAUUCUGUAAUGUACGUCAUACUGUUAUACGGCUGUAUUCAGCUUUUUCCUGCUCUCAUUAACGCACCGUUUUCGGCACAACAGUGCAAGUAAAUAUGUACAAUGACCAU